Messenger RNA from Kwoniella mangroviensis CBS 8507, 1683 nucleotides. RefSeq lists its product as uncharacterized. The transcript has 12 exons. Gene Ontology annotation, molecular function: carbohydrate:proton symporter activity. Gene Ontology annotation, cellular component: membrane. Gene Ontology annotation, biological process: carbohydrate transport; transmembrane transport. The record is from RefSeq and is a predicted model, not a curated record. The coding region runs from base 1 to 1683 and encodes 560 amino acids. Lineage: Eukaryota; Fungi; Basidiomycota; Tremellomycetes; Tremellales; Cryptococcaceae.
AUGUCUAACACCAUAGUAAACGAUGCCAGCGGCUCGAAAUCUUACGAUAACGAUACCAAAGACGGUGCUCGAACACCCACUACCCACGAAGUACCUUCGAUUGAGAACAACGCAGACGCCCUGUUUAAAAUUAGUCCUCUCUACAGGAUCCUACCUUAUGGAUAUUCUCGAAAGCGGAUGAUCACCCGAGGAGGUGCAAAAUUCAUGAGUGCCGUCUCACUUCUCAUGGGUGGUUUGACCCUGUAUGUUUCGGCCUACAACUUGUCUUCAUAUGGUUCGGUUUCGACCAAUGCAGCGCUGGAUGCUAUGCUUAACACCUCCGAUACGACCAUCAGCUCCCGAUUACUUGCAGCUAAACAAGGUGGUAUCACCUCUAUCAAUUCUUUUGGAAUGAUUGUUGGUGCUCUUGCUGGAGGAUGGCUCACUACUUCUCUGGGUAGGACCAAGUCCAUAUCUACUGCUUUGGCUAUCGGUUGCUUCGGUAUGGCAUUACAAACUGCUUCUCAAAAUCUGACUUGGUUCUUGAUCUCGCGAUUCAUCACUGGAUUUGGUAUCGGCAUGUCCGACUCAACUGUCCCUACAUGGAUUGCCGAAAUAUCUGCUACUGCUGUUAGGGGCGGUUCAAUCGCUUUAGAACUCUCUUUCGCUGGUAUCGGUAUCGCGUCCGCUUAUUGGCUAGGUUAUGGUCUUAGCUUUUCUAGCAAUUUACAACUCGGAUGGAGAUUCAUCAUCGCAUAUCCUCUUGUCGUCUACCUCCCCGUCUGCAUCUUCUUCAGUUUCUUACCAGAAUCACCCAGAUGGUUAGUUUCUGUUGGAAUGUUUGAAGAAGCCGAAUACGUUCUCAGCCACCUCCGAAAAGAAGAUUCAAGCCAGGAGUUGAAAGACAUUAUUGCUUAUUGUGAAAUGCAGCGACAAAACAACGCUCAACACGGUUAUCUAGCCAUGCUAUUCAAACGAGAUCACGAGAACACCCGAAGAAGAGCAUGGCUCACUAUCCUUCUUCAAUUCAUGGCUACCUUUUUCUUGGCUUAUGGCAUCGUCGUCGCAUAUGCUAGUACAGUUUUAGGCUUCGCUGGCUACAGUGCUCACAAGACAACCAUUCUCGUCGGAUGUAAUGCUAUCAACUACCCAUUGUGGUUCUACGUUGGUGUAUCAUUGACAGAUAGAGUUGGUCGUCGAGCUCUAUUCAUCGCUGGUUCGACUGGUGCUGGUGUCCUCAUGAUGAUCCUUGGUGCUCUGUCAAAGUAUAUUAUCAGACAGAAUGGUAAUGCCAGUUCGGCUGCCGGCAGUGCCCUUGUAGCUUGUGUCUUUCUAUACGCUGCCUUUCACGGAUUCUCUUGGGCGUGUGUAGGAUGGGUUUAUCCUGUUGAAAUAUUUCCUCAGGCGACACGGUCCAGAGGGGGUGCGCUCUCAAUUGCCAGUUUCUCUACAGGUUUCACUUUGUUGACCAUGAUCGCUCCGUACAUGUUCACUUCAAUCAAUGAAAACGUCUUUUUUGUAUUCGGUUCACUCACUCUACUUUCAGUUCCAAUUGUAUACUGCUUUUAUCCUGAAACUAGACAGAGAACGUUGGAAGAUAUUUACCAUUUAUUCACGGGACCUAUCUUUGUUUGGCAAGCCGAAAAACAUUAUCAAAAUGUUUUAGAAAGACAAAGACAAGAAGGUGAAGUUCUCGCUGCUUAG